This is a messenger RNA of Hippocampus zosterae (dwarf seahorse), 6031 nucleotides long. RefSeq names its product nectin cell adhesion molecule 1b (gene nectin1b). The transcript is spliced from 11 exons. Gene Ontology annotation, cellular component: adherens junction. NCBI's taxonomy places the organism in Eukaryota, Metazoa, Chordata, Actinopteri, Syngnathiformes, Syngnathidae. Gene Ontology annotation, biological process: heterophilic cell-cell adhesion; homophilic cell-cell adhesion; protein localization to cell junction. The record is from RefSeq and is a predicted model, not a curated record. The coding region runs from base 598 to 2256 and encodes 552 amino acids.
CGUCAGCUUCUCCCGAGUUUCUCCCUGGAUGGCGGACACGGGAGGAGGGGACCCGCACUCGCUCUCUCCCUCACCUGGCCAGCCAGUCGCUUGUUCGGAGAGCAGCGUGAGCACACCGCCGUCCUUCUUUGCGUGGAACUCCGCGGCGUCAAGCGGGGGAUUAGGCUUUUUUCACUCUGCGCUUUCCUUCCGCGGGAACCUUGCGGGUGUCCGUGAGGAACUUGAAGCACCAAGGAGAACCGGGACCAUCAAGUGUUGAGAAACUUCCCCGUCGGCCGGCCAUCGAUCCAGAGACUUGGAUGGAGCCACAAUAGCACGUUUGACUCUCAACUCACAACAACCGUGGAAGUCCAGCGUGGAACCAUCGUGACUAGUCGAUGCUUUGGCGACGCCUGAUCCUUUAGUUCUCUCUCCCCCGUUUGGUUGGCUUCGGAGCUAGCAGUGCAGUUCAGUCCAGGGGACCCCCACUUUCUUUCCCUCCCUCCAACUGUGUGUGUGUUUUUUUUUGCCCCCUCAAGCGGGAUUUGCGCAAGUUGUAUGCUCGCUCUUUGUACGCGGUUCUAACGCAGAAGACCCCCCCAGGAGAGCUGAGGUGCCAUGGCGCAGCUGUGUGCGGGGAUUUGCGUGCUCCUCUUGACGCUGCACGUCCAAGGGAAUGAUGCAUCACAAAUGGCAAGCCUUGGUGGAGGUGCCCGCUCCCAGAUGGUCCAGAUGGACUCAAGCAAGUCGGGCUUCGUGGGCUCCCAAGUGGAGCUGCGCUGCAUUUUCAUCAACAGCAACCCUCCGGUGAAGAUCUCGCAGGUGACCUGGCAGAAGCUGCUCAACGGCACCAAGCAGAACGUGGCCAUCGCCAACCCGGCGCUGGGCGUCUCCGUGCUGCAGCCCUUCAAGGAGCGCGUCAGCUUCAAGCAGGCGGCUGUGCGCCACCGCACGCCCUCGCUGGAGGACACCACCAUCGUCUUCUCCAACCUGCAGCUUUCCGACGAGGCGGCGUACAUCUGCGAGUACACCACUUUCCCGGCGGGCAACCGCGAGAACAUGGUCAACCUCACCGUCUUCGCUCGCCCACUGACUCGCAUGACCUUGACCACGCCCACCAUCGUGGCCCGCUCACAGCGCCGCAAGAUGACGGUGGCCACGUGCAUGUCGGCCAACGGCAAGCCGCCCAGCGUGAUCCGGUGGGACACCAGGCUGAAGGGCGAGGCCACCUUCCAGGAAACCCGCAACCAGAACGGGACGGUGACGGUGCGCAGCAACUACGUGAUCGUGCCCGGCCGGGAGACGCACAAGCAGAAGCUGACGUGCAUCGUCACGUACCGCAACGAGAGGUUCACCGACAGCGUGGUGCUCAACGUGCAGUAUGAACCCGAGGUGAAGAUCGAGGGCUUCGACGCCAACUGGUACCUGAACCGCCAGAACGUGCAGCUGACCUGUAGGGCGGAUGCCAACCCGCCGGUCACCAUCUACCAGUGGAAACUUUUGAACGGCUCGCUGCCGAGCAACGUGGAGAUCAAGAACAACAGCCUAUUCUUCAAGGGCCCCGUCACCUAUGACCUGGCUGGAACGUAUGUCUGCGACGCCACCAACGGAAUCGGCACACGCACCGGCAUCGUGGACGUCAACAUCACCGAGAAACCGAUGGCGCGGGGCCCCCCGGGCGGUGUUAUCGGGAUCCUCGGAGGCAUCGUGGCCAUCGGCCUCAUCAUCGGCGUGACCGUCACCGUGGUCAUGAUCCACCGGCGCCAGCAGAAGACCCGCACGGAGACAGAUAAUGACCUUUGCGUGACACAGGCUGCGGAGAAGCCAGAGUCCGCCACAAGGACCGACCUCCCGCCGGCUCACAAGCCCGCCCCGCCGCCGCCAAAGAAGAAGAACAGCGACAUGAAGGGCCACUUGACAUCCGACGACAUCCAGGUGGUCCAUCUGGACAAAGACGAGGAGAUGCAGAAGCUUCCCCUGCAGCCGCCUUACUACGACAUGGCGCCCUCCGAGUCGACCCCCUUCACCGAUAAGCCGGAUUCUGUGAACCAUCCGGCAGAGCCCUUGAACCCGACCGAGUACAUGAGCCAACAGCGCGACGUGGAGCACCUGCCCGAGUGUCAGCCCCUCAACCCUCCGGCCCACCCGCCCGUCACCUUCCUGCCGCAGCACGCCUACGCCCAGCCGCCCUCCAACGAGCCCAUGUACUCCAACACCGGCUUCUCCGCCGCCCCCGCCGCCCCACGAGCGCCCUUCCCGAAGGAGCAAUCCGUGUGACGCCGCCACGCAACAACAAGAUCCACUUAGCCACCCCCCUCCCCCUCCCGCUUCCUUCCGGCGUGGCGUCGUUUUCUACUUGUGUACCGCAAAAGUUUGCCGACUCUUUCCAUAGCUCGUUGUCACCGUUUGGUAGCGUGACUUUUCUUUCCUGCUAAAUUCUUUGCUUGCUUCCCUUUGCAACAUCACCUCAAAAAAAAAAAAAAAAAAGAAGAAUGAAAUAAGAUAGGCAGGCGGCCUGGUAGCCCAGUGGUUAGCACGUCGGCUUCACAGUGCAGAGGUACCGGGUUCGAUUCCAGCUCCGGCCUCCCUGUGUGGAGUUUGCAUGUUCUCCCCGGGCCUGCGUGGGUUUUCUCCGGGUGCUCCGGUUUCCUCCCACAUUCCAAAAACAUGCGUGGCAGGCUGAUUGAACACUCUAAAUUGUCCCGAGGUGUGAGUGUGAGUGCAAAUGGUUGUUCGUUUCUGUGUGCCCUGCGAUUGGCUGGCAACCGAUUCAGGGUGUAUCCCGCCUAUUGCCCGAAGACAGCUGGGAUAGGCUCCAGCACCCCCCGCGACCCUAGUGAGGAUCAAGCGGCUCGGAAGAUGAAUGAAUGAAUGAAUGAAUGAAAUAAGAUAGCUUUUACCUAAUUGAAGAAAAAAAAAAGCUAAUAGCAGGCAGGAAAAAUGGACCCUGUAAAAGUGUUUUAAACAAGUCAACAUACUGAGCCUAAAAACGAAAAAUCAGCCGUCUUAAAACCGAUCGACUCAAAAGAAUUAUCAGGGUUCCAAAGCGAGUACAAAGUAUGUUUCCAAGACUGCUUGCGCUACGUCGCGUACUUCUUUCCAGGCUUCUCGAAGCUAUUUGGUGAUAUAAUUGCAUGCAUAUUCAAAAUAAUGAAAACGAUGAUCGAUGCUAAAGCACUCUUUACGCAGAUGUCACAAAUUAUUGUCAUUUUUUAAAAGGUUGUUUUUUUUCUCUUAACUGUCUGGUCAUUACAGUCUGAGGAAAAAUGAUUGGAAUUUAGAUAUUUAAAAUUUGUGGCAACCCUGAAUGAUGGUAUUUCGUGUUUUCAUCCAAUUUUUUUCUGUUAUAAACUCCAAAUGUUUAAUUCCUGGAAGAAAAUGCUCAAAGCGAGUAAAAUGCUUGCCUGGUAGGAGGAAAGACAAAGAACAAGCACAUUUUUUUUCUUGAUUGGACAAUCUUGCUUAGAUUUGAGUAGACUUAGACUUUGCGGCAUUUUCUACUAUGUUUAAAAAAAAAAUUACUUCGUUCUUGACACUUUGCUAGCUUGUUGACACCAUUUCGUAACCACCUUUUGCUUCAUCCGUCAAUCAAAUUUCUUGCUUGCUCUCCCCUUGAUGGCACCGCAAACACGGGUCUGAAAAAAAGCAAAAAGUAAUGAAAUGAAGUCUAUAAUUGUUUUGAUGUUUGUUUUUAGGAAAGUUACAGGAAAAUUCGGAUGCCUUCCAACAAGAAAAAUUACAGUCUUUAAAAAAUAAACGUCUUCACAAAAAAAAAAGCUCUGCACUAAUAAGGAAUAUGUUUAUAAAUCACAGUAUAAAUGAAGUAUUUGCUCAACUCAACUGUAUUUAUAGUGUACUUUCAAACAGCUCGUCCAACUAUCACCUGCUGUCUUAUGAUGAGGUUAUUUUAAACAAAAAUUGUAUUAAAAAGUUUUAAUCACUCGUCGGGCUCUUUAAGGGGAGAAAAAAAAAUGCUCGUGACAAGUCAAAUGCGCAUAUGUAUUAUCUUGGCAGAUGCAUCUUGCCUUAAUUUGAGAUAUUUAAUCUCUGUUGGGUUAAAUUUUGUUUUUGGCAAUGAUAGUGUACGUUUUCCUUCGUUGGAAGUUGCAACAAAACCAUUCGCCCGCCCUGUGACUGUUACGUGAUGGUGAACCCUCUCGAUGCUUUGCUGUUUUUGAUGGACUUUUUUGGCUUGUUAGAGGUGAAUGCUAGCACGUUUAGUUAUGAGGAAUCGCGUGCACACGUAAAAAAAACGAAUAAUUAAAAAAAAAAGGGCUUGCGAUGCGAGAGUAUCCUUUCGUAUUUCUCUAGUUCCAUCUGCGCAAGGCAUUCUUUGGUUUUUGUAAAUACAUAUUUUCUAGUCGUAGUUGCCAAAGACACAUACAGUAACUCCUUGUAAUGUACCUCAAUUUUUUUUUCUUAAAACGGGAGGCAUACGAUCACUUUGCGUGCUAUUUUCAAGUUUGUGGGGGGGACAAUGACUCGACUCCAGGGUUUCCCAACCUCUGUUAUGCUGAGGCACAUAUUUUAGAAUCUGAAAAAAAAAUCUAAAUUGAUUAAAAAGUACUGAUCCUCGGUAAAUUUUAAAUCGGGGAAUUUUGGAAAUAUUCCAAGUUGGAAAAUUUCCAUGGCAGUGAACUGGGACUAUUUGCCCAACUGGGCCUUGACAAGUCACCCCCCGAUGCAUUCUUGGUUUAAGCUAGCAGGCAAGAACAACAUCCGAGUAUUCAAUGCAUUCUUGGUUUAUACGUACUGUCAUUUGGAAUAUGACCUGGGCCACCAAAUGACGUUUCACCAUAUUACAAGAAUCAAAAGAUUGGACAACGCCUAGUGAAAAACUUUUAUGGCAAGUAUUUCGUCAUCAUUUGCUGGUUAGCAACAUUUUUAGCAUUAGCUUUAGCAGUCCAGUUGGGGCUCAAAUGUCAUCUCGCUGUGUUAGAAUGUUGACGACAAUUUGAAAGGCGAAUAACUGACACGUUCUUGUUCGCAUUGUCUUUAGCAUUGUUAGCAUUGGAGGUAAAAUGGCGUUUAUUUGAAAGUUAACAAGAAUUUCAAAGGCCCACUAACGACAUCUACAGGACUUUAGUCUUUUCACAACGACCAAAACGUAGAACCUUUUAGCUUAAAUUCCACGCAAAAAUCACUCAGAAUUAAUGAUUUUGAAGCGAACUGCCCUGUUUUGUGGUGGUAACAUUGUCUAGAAACAAUGGCUUUUGAAAUUAUUUCUCCUGUCCCUUUUUUUUUUUCCUGAAAGAAGCCUGCCACUGUACAGAAGCACUUAGUGUCACUCAAUGUGACACUUUAUUGGAGACCAUACAUAAGCUAAUACAACAUCACACAUUAAAACGAACAAAAGUCCUCUCAACGUAGCAGAUUUCUAUUAUUUUUGUUUUGUUUUGCCGUUGUUUUUCUUUGUUUUUUGCCAUGUCCGAUGUAUACAAAAAAAGUAUAUUUGUGCUUGUGCUAAUGUGGAAAAAAACCCCUCCAAACGUGUUGAAAGUGAUUUUUUUUUUUGUAAGUACUAUAGUGGUUCUUAAAAGAGCGAGUACGACUUCCUGCGGAGGAGAUUGUUGUUGUUGUUAGCGUACCACUGAAACACAACGUUGUCUUCUAUUUGUGACACAUAAUAGCGAUGAUGAUGCUGUAUGUAUAUGUAAGUAUAAGGGUUAUUAAAGUAAGUAUGCUUCAACUUUGUCAUAAAGUGUCAAAACUUUAGUUACAUUGUCACAUUUAGUCCUCAAAGCCUUUUACCAGCACUUCCUGUUGUGAUUUUUUUUUUGUAAGAGUGUAACUUUUAUUUUUAUAAAUAUGUAUAUUUAUUUGUAGGCCUGACACACCAUGCUCAUUUUUUUUUUUUUUUUUAGAUGCGAGGAUAGCGCCCAUGUAGCCUCUUACUGGAAUGAUGACGUCAUUCAUGUGAAAUUCAAGACAUGUACCUGUUUUUCUUAUUUUAUGAUCAUGUUUGCUGUAAAUAUUAACAAUGUAUCUGAUGUGUGGAAAAAAAAACUAAAUAAGUCAUGCAGUUUAAAAUUAAACCUCACAAAUUGUCCUA